Messenger RNA from Melanotaenia boesemani (Boeseman's rainbowfish), 1061 nucleotides. It is a transcript of the gene pigx, whose product is annotated as phosphatidylinositol glycan anchor biosynthesis, class X. NCBI's taxonomy places the organism in Eukaryota, Metazoa, Chordata, Actinopteri, Atheriniformes, Melanotaeniidae. The coding region runs from base 88 to 834 and encodes 248 amino acids. The record is from RefSeq and is a predicted model, not a curated record. The transcript has 6 exons. Gene Ontology annotation, cellular component: endoplasmic reticulum membrane. Gene Ontology annotation, biological process: GPI anchor biosynthetic process.
ACAGUUGAAAGAAACGAAUGGAGUAUUGUAGUUGAACAGCUUUUUAAAUUGGUUGAGUGUACGUUAGAGUUUGUCACUGAAGUUUUCAUGUAUUUAGCACUAUUCACUGUGUUGGCUUGUUUAUGGACAUGUCAUUGUUUGGUCGAAAAGGAUGAAGAGCAGGCUCAAGACCAUUGUGGUCUGCUGAAACAGUACCUUGAAGCCUCUACAGUGUCAGUGGAGCUCACCAAAAGGGGGUUUCAUAGAGACUUGAUCAACACUGUUGAGCUCGGACCUGACACACUCGGGGAUGUCAGAGUCUUGCUUGUUCACAGAUGGCCAAGUGGUGUCUACGUAGAUCCAUAUCAACUCGCAUUCAUGAGUGAUCAAAGAGACUGGCAGAUAUUAUUUGAUUCAACAAUUGACCUAGAGAUGCCUGCUCACAAGACUUCAGGAUUUCUUACCUAUAUUUAUCCUUCCUACACUGGACCAACUCCCACGAUCCUAAAAGUAACAAUUCCAGUACAUGGACGCUAUCAUGAGCCUUCUUCUGUUGGAGAAAUGUUUACAUCUGUUUACAUUGAUCAUCCUGAGCUGCUCCUGCGGACAGAAAAGUGUGCACAGCUUAAUUUACUAGAGCCUCAUACUGUCGUGGAUGCCCCAUGCACUGUCAACAAUUCAAGCACCUGUUCAUGGGUUAGGGUCCAUCAACAGCAGGAGCUUGGCCCUUUGAGUUUCCAGCUUCCAGUUGGUGACGGAUCUGCAGUGGUGUACAUAUGCGGAGGAACUCUUUUAGCCACAAUGAUCUGCUGUGCGGCACUGUCCAAAUACAUGUGGAAACAUCAAAUCAUUUAAGCAUCAACAGUCAGCGUAACUUGCGCUAACCAGUUCAUGAUGUUAUACAGUUAUAGCUGAUAUCAGGGUUAUUGUGUUGUAGGUGGGUAAUAAGGUUGUUUCAGGUUUGAAGGAAAUCCAUAUACUCAUGUAAAGCUCCUUUUUGGAAGUUAACAUGUUUGUUUUGGAGAGUCUUCACAUUUUGUUUCAACAAACAAUAUUUUUAAGAAAAUAAACAAACAUGCCAA